GCCAGGAGGUGAAGUGUCAGGGCCUAAGAACCCAAGAGAGUAACUAGAAAAGAUGACACCAGCUGGAGAGCAGGUGCCUGGCUCCUGGUGAGGCCACCAGGCUCCAAGGACUGUCCAGUGGCCACCCAGGCAUGGACACCCCAGGCUGCACCUGGUUGCUGCUUCUGCUGCUGCCAUUGCUGCUGUUGCCCCUACAGGGAAAGAGCCAUCAGCCUCUACAGAGAUCCAAAAGAAGAUGGGUUCUCACCACCCUGGAUCUGGAGGAGGAAGACCCAGGUCCCUUUCCCAAACUGGUUGGGGAGCUGUUCAAUAAUAUGUCAAAUAAUGUGUCACUGAUGUAUUUAAUCAGAGGACCUGGUGUGGAUGAAUUUCCAGAGAUUGGCUUAUUCUCAAUGGAAGAUCACCAGAGUGGAAAAAUAUAUGUUCACCGCCCUGUCGAUCGAGAAGUGACACCAUCUUUUAUGGUUUACUUUGAUGCUGUGGAUCGAUCCACAGGGAGAAUUGUGGAUGAAUCCCUGAUUUUCAACAUUAGGAUCAGAGAUGUGAACGACCACGCUCCCCAGUUUCCUGAAGAGGAAUUUAAUGUCAGUGUAAAAGAGAGCCACGCUGCAGGUCAACCUAUUUUUCAGUUGUUAACAGUCGAUUUGGAUCAAGAAAACACUCCAAACUCUCAAGUCUUUUAUUUCCUCGUUUCUCAAACACCGCUACUGAGAGAAAGUGGCUUUCGGAUUGAUCUCAUCAGUGGGGAAGUGCGACUCUCGGGAUGCUUAAAUUAUGAGACUGCUCCUUGGUUCACGCUGAUCACCAGAGCGAGUGAUUGUGGAGAGCCAUCCCUGUCGUCCACCGCCACCAUUCAUGUCCAUGUGGAAGAAGGCAACAACCACAUGCCGACGUUCACAGAAGACCAUUAUAAGAUUCAGAUUUCCGAAGGUCACGUCGAAUGGGGCCUGUUGUAUCUCCCCAUUCAAGAUCAAGACUCACCAUUCACACCAGCAUGGAGAACACAAUUCAACAUAUCAGAUGGCAACGAGGAGGGGCAUUUUGACAUCGUGGCUGACCCUGAGACCAACCAAGGAGUAUUAAAUGUUGUCAAGCCUUUGGAUUAUGAAACUCAAGCAGCCCACAGCCUCGUCAUUGUUGUGGAGAACGAGGAGCCGCUCUUCUCUUGUAAGGAGGGCCAGAUGCGGCCGUUGAGAAAGGUCAUGGCCAGCACCGUGGUGACCGUGUGGGUAGUAGACGCCAAUGACCCACCGGCCUUCCACCCCAGGACCUUCAUUGUCAGUGAGGAGGAUGGAGCCCGGCCUGGCAUCCAGCUGGGAGAUUUCAAUGCCACAGACCCAGACAGGCCCACAGACAGCCAGAUAAGAUACGAACUGGUUCAUGAUCCAGCAAAUUGGGUGACUGUUGAUGAGAAAUCAGGCGUGGUCACCACCAAGAGGCAAAUAGACCGGGAGUCCCCUCAUGUGAACGGCAGCUUUUAUACAAUUAUCGUCCAUGCAGUUGACAAUGGCCUCCCACCGCUGACUGGCACGGGGACUCUGAUGCUUUUCCUGUCUGAUGUCAAUGACAAUGCUCCAACUCUCCUGCCCCAUUCUCAACACUUGGUGGUCUGUGAGUUUGCAGGGAGCAAGGCCCUGCUGUUGGAAGCCGAGGAUGCAGACCUGGAUCCCUACUCUGCCCCCUUCACUUUUGAUUUGGACACCGCCCAGGGAGAUGUGGAAGACACUUGGAUGCUGAGGACAAAGCAGGGUGAAGGCCACUCUGUUGAACUCAUAAUGCUGAAAAGCCUCCCGCCUGGAGACUACUUGGUGCCGUUAUUCGUAGGAGACAGACAGGGCCUCACCCAGAAGCAGACAGUCCACGUGAGGAUCUGCUUCUGUCCCAGUGGAUCUGAGUGUGAGGAGCGUGCAAACACAGGGCUCCUGUGGCGGGCCCUGUCCCCUGUCUGUGCAGCAUUCCUGACUCUGGCAGCGGCCCUGUUUUCCCUGUUGCGGUGCUACUAUGCAUUUGGGCCCGAGAGACACGGAGAUUUCAUCCCAGGUGACAGUGGCCACCAGACACUGAUUGUGUACAAUGAGGAAAGCAAAGCCUCUUCAGCCCAGAUGCAGCCAGCUAAGUUAGACCAGAUGCUCCCUCUGUCCUUCAACAGAGCUGUGGCCGGUGCCAAGCCUGGGGCGAAGGGUGGUGGCAUGUUCUUUGAGCCAAGAGGCAUGAAAAACCGAUCUUCCACUCCGGUCUGUCCGAAUCACGUGGUGCCUAGAUGCCCCCUGCAACUGAUGGAAGAAAGGGUGGCGGAGAAACUGAGCCAGAAGCUCCAACGUGUUGAUGUUCUAGAAGGCAAUGCUGGCCACCUGCCUCAUGUCUACAGAGAGGAGGGAGAGUGUGAGGAAGCUGAGAGCCUCAGCUCUCUGUCCUUCUUGGAGCAGGACCUCUCCCCUGAGUUGCUGGACUGCUUGGGCUCAAACUCUGCUCCAUCUGAAGCAGUAUGCUCUGCACCAAAGGUUCCUUCAUAAAUGCGUGUGAUGGGUGUGAUGGGCAUGAUUUGGGAGAAUGGUCACUAUUCAUGGAGCCCUUCUUUUGUUCUUUAUUCUUAAUUUCUUCCUAGUCUGCAGUGGUUAGUGUUGCAAAUUUGACAGUUACUUGGGAAACGCCUCUGGCAUGGGGGAUUAUCUUGUUUGCAUUAGUUGAGUUGGGAAGAGCUGCCCACUGUGAGUGGCACCAGUCCCCUGGCUGGGCUCCUGGACUGAGCAUCAGCACCCGCCACUCUCUGCUUUCUGAUCUCAGAUGCAUGUGACUAGCUGAUUUAGACUCCUGUCAUCUCGACUUCCCGCCAUGAUGGACUGUACCCUUGAACUAUG
Meriones unguiculatus (Mongolian gerbil) is the source of this 2858-nucleotide messenger RNA. It is a transcript of the gene Cdh26, whose product is annotated as cadherin 26. Lineage: Eukaryota; Metazoa; Chordata; Mammalia; Rodentia; Muridae. Gene Ontology annotation, molecular function: calcium ion binding; cadherin binding. Gene Ontology annotation, cellular component: adherens junction; plasma membrane; catenin complex. The record is from RefSeq and is a predicted model, not a curated record. Bases 132 to 2513 code for a protein of 793 amino acids. Gene Ontology annotation, biological process: cell-cell junction assembly; cell morphogenesis; adherens junction organization. The transcript is spliced from 16 exons.